AGUGCUCCUACUUUCAUUUUUGAUAUAGGUUGCUAAGUUACGUGUCAACUUUCGGUGGCGCUAAUAAACAAGAUGGCCGACGGAAAUAACAGCCGUUACAGAAUGGAGUGACCUUUACACUUGACAAAAAUGGGGAAUGCUCAGAGUGAAGAAGAAAGGCUCUUCUUCUUCCAACAGGACAGUGAGCAACCCUUAACCAAGAAGCGAUACAGGAAGCUCCCCGAGGAUCUACCCGAGGGGCUCAAGUUCGCUCAUCUGCACCCCAAAGUCGCGGCUCUGUAUGCCCAAAAGGAGCGGGAGAAUCAACGGGCUGCUGAAAAAGAUCCAUUUGGAGAUGGACUGGGGAAUAAAAGUUUGUUACCCAACAUCAAUCAGGCUGUAACUCACAUCAAGAACCGAUUAGACAGUGCACUGUCCAAUGAUGAGGACUCACAGAGAUUUCUGUUUGAGGACACGAAGACCACAGCAGCUUCUGUGUUACAACAGUUAGCUAAAUAUCUGUAUUUCUAUGAUGGUAUAGCUAGUCAUGUGCCAAAGAGUUUGGAGUAUCAGCUGAUGAGUAACUGGAAAGAUCUGACCAAUGACGUUAUCAUUGUGCCAAGAGAAUGGCAGACCACGGAGAUUCGCGACCAGUAUUAUAAUUCUCUCAGAGAGGCUCAAAGUGACGACGAUAGUGACAAUGAAACCAAGGUUGGGAAAUCCUCAGAAAAAUUGGAAUCCAAGUCCAAAUCGAAAAAACUUAAUAAGCCCACCAUCCCUGAUAUUAUUGAAGAUGAAUUCCGCCCAGAUAAACCCGCAAAUAGACGGUCAGAAAGCAGAAUGUCUACAGUGUCUAUUUCCAGGGGAAAGCUGGAUGUCAAAGGAUUAGCUUCCAAAGGGUCACGGGAACACAGGGGAUCAAUUGCAGGCAUCCGCUCACCAGCCAUGCGGAAACAGACGCACGACGACCUGAUUUCCAACUUUGGGGAAACCCCUUCUGAUCCCAGAUCUACAGCCAUGGCUAAUCCAUCGUUUGGACAGCAAGUUGUUAUUAACUUCGCAAUAUCAUCAAAACUGUGUCAGGAUAAAGGCUGGAUAAUAGAGAAAGGCAAACCUGAAGUUGAACCACAGAAAGUAUAUGAAAACUGCAUUCAAAUCUUGCAGGAGUUCUUGAAGAAAAUAGAGACAGAGCAAAAGGAUGACUCAGACAGGGGCCAUGAUAAAGAAGUCCUGGUGCGUUACUAUGGCGAUUACAAGAAAGAAGUUCUACUGAAGUACCGGAAAACUCCUGCAAAACCGCAAAUAAACUCACUUUUUAAAACUGGAAAACCAAAAAUACCUCCACUGCAUGAAGAGCGCAAUCAAGGGAAGAAACUCUUACAAGCCACACACCAGGAUGGUACAAGUGUUGUUUACUAUCCUUCGGGCAGGUCUGCCAUUGUUUACUGUUCAGCAGGAGCGGAGCUUGGUCGCCCUGGAUACUAUCUCAUCGCCUAUGAUGACACCAACGAUCACCGGAUGCUGGCAUGUUUCACUCCAGCUGGAAGAGGAGUCUGCUAUUCCACCAAUGGAAAUAUUAGGUUUUUAUCUACGGAGAAAGGUGGACAUUUAGCAGAGGCUGAUGGUACUAUUGUUAGAAAGUGGAAAUGGCCAGUGAAUAACGUUAAACUGACAUCUCCUGCUAACGUUCAGUUAAACAGUAACCUAGUUUUUCGCUGUAAUGGCCAGAACUCCAUGUCCCUGAUGUUCAGUUGUCAGAAAGAGCUGGCCAGGUUCAGUGCCAGCCCCGCCCCUGGGGCUACUGAGUACCGACCCAGUGAUGAAAAUGAGCACCUCCUGAUGACCUUCACCUAUACCUCCAAGGCAGCACGAGACUUGAUGAGACUAUUUGCCCCCAAACACAAACAGCGCUCCAAGAAACAGGGGGCCAGAAAGCAAAAGGGUCACCUAGCAGAGAUACAGAAGCUGCUGGUGGACUUCCCUGAUAAGACGCAGUAUGAACUGGAGGUGGACAAAGAGCUUGCCAGACUGCAGAGGAAGGCCAGAAACCUUGUAGAUGAUUGGUUAGAACAUUACCGCUUGGCUGUUGGACUUAAAUCCCCUCACAUGCUGAAUGUCCGCGAAUCUCCGGAUUUCUCAUCUCAAGCACGCAAUAUACAGUCUGCUAAAUUAGCAGACGGUGGACAGGCAGCUCGGCUCAAACAUCUUGGUCUUGAGACACUGGUAGACUACAAGAAACAAAGAGCCCCUUCAGCACCUUUAGACCCCGUACAUAUAGUCUCCCAUAGCACUGUGUUUGUGACUCAGUGCUCUAGUAUGAAGGACAGGUCAGACUUAUCGAAAUCACUGGACGCAGACACUUCAAAGUCAAAGAGAGGCCAGAAGAGUGGGACCCAGAGCGCCGUCAAGUUUGAUGAUGGUCCACAGGAAGGGGAGGGGGAGGAGGAGGCUGCCUCACCCACAGCGCUAGCCAUGCUGGACAGACUGUCCCAGUCCGCAGGUAAACGAUCAGCCAGGAGUAACACCUCGGCCGUCUCUAGCGCCCCACUCUCACGCCAACACACCGCCACCUUCAGGUCAGAAAACUCAAAUAAUCAAUUCAACAGGAUUCCCUGCCCGAUCGCACUCCGCCAAAGGAUUCUGGGAUUGGACCAGCCCUCUUGUCGGUGUAGCCGCCAUUAUAUCCCUCAGAUUAUGGACAUUGAGUAUGAUGAGUUUAUACAGAUGGAGGCUCCAGACACUCAGAUUAUUGUGAUUGCUGUCAUUUCUUCAUUGUUCCCUCACACCAGCAGCUCCGACCAAAUGAUUGAGGAGAUCUACCUGUCACAGAACCGGAACCGGACCAAGCCAUGUGUCCAGAGCCGGACGGACAUGUUCCGGAUUCUCCAGUACGACAUCAACUCAGCCUCAGAGGGGUCGGACCACACACAGCCUCUGUUACUGACCAGACACAAUGUAGUCCCCGGCAUGUUCUUGAUUUACUUGGCUGGGAAAUUGCUGUUCUGUGAUCACAUAUUCAAUGGCUAUGGAAAUGCCAGAAAGGACUUUAAGAAGCAGCUGAUGAAGUCCAGGGUAGAGGCUCUUCAAGGCUUCUCCCUCCCCAAAGACUUCAGAUUCAGCCCCAGCAGAGGUCGAAGUGGAAUGAGGAGUGGAUGGGGAGGGGAGAUUGGAGGUACGGGGGUGGAUCACUACGGAAACCCAGGCACGGCCUACGAUACCUCACUAGUCCCGCUGUCCAGAUCCAUGUCUUCACUGAGCGAUGAGAAGAAAGAGGCCCCUAUUGAUACUGUCAAGGAGAUUUACGUCAAAAUAGGACCAUUGCUAAAUAUACAAUCUUUAAACAGGAAAAGUAGAUUUCGACGUAGUAAUAAAAGACGACAUAAUUUCGCAUAUCGAAGUUCAGAAAGUCUUAUACUGACCAGGCAGCGUCCUUACGUACCUUCUUACGUAGAACUACAGGGAUUUGAUGAUAACCAGCUGGAUUCAGAUGAAGAGUUGAUACCAACAUAGUUUCUUGUAUCUCUAUUCCUGGGGAGUUUCGUGAAUUAGAUCCCCGUCGGAACCUCUCAGCUCCUGGCAGACGAUUGGUACAGGGAUCAGUCACAUGACAGUCAUGUGACUUUAGAAA
Molecule: messenger RNA, 3607 nt
Organism: Magallana angulata
Lineage: Eukaryota; Metazoa; Mollusca; Bivalvia; Ostreida; Ostreidae
Exons: 23
Coding region: 130-3489 (1119 amino acids)
Source: RefSeq, a predicted model, not a curated record